CGAAUCAAUUCAACAUUUUCGGGGACGAAAACUGCGGGGCGCGUGAGAGCGACGCGACAAAGUUAGACCAACACACACAUGACGUAAUGAUACGAACCUUAUUGAUGUCCCAGGGGCCAAUGGACGCGCGAGUGUCCUUUGAUAAAUUCGGUGGAUCGUAAAUUGCGGGUUGAAAUUCGAUUUGUGAAUUUUUUAAUCGCUUUAUCGCUUUUGUGGCUUUUUGCGCGUUCGAUUAUUCGGGGCCGGUGAGCUACGGUGUUCGGGACGCGAGUCGCGUGUGGUUUGUGUUCCUUCGGGGUUUGCGUGGCCGUUUGAGGGCUUGCGGGGCGACGGCUGCCAUUGGUCUGCACGGCCCUGACGAUUUUUUUGGGAAAUUGCGAGUUGGGGGAGAAGAAGGAUUGGUAACCUCAGCACCAACUCUGACCCACAUAAUAGAAUUACUAACCCACUGAAAGAAGAUUUCGUUGGGAAAACAUUGGAAUUUUGUUGGAAAUCGUUGAAGAACUGGAGACGACCAAUGGAUCCAUCAAUCGAUCUGCUUUUCGAUUUUAGCAAUCCAGAGGUCGAUCGGGUGAUCGAUCUCGUGUUGUCGAAAGGAAGGGUUUACGUAUGGAGUGCUGAGGAUUGGCUGACCCUCAGACAGGACUACCGAAUAAUCGGAAACCUAGUGGGCUGUCUCCCCAAACUCCCCAGGCAAGAGAUCCUCCUGGGUUUGCCUCUUCUCCUCCUCCCGGAAGAAGCUAAUUUUCUCUUGGAGAAGAGAAUCGCCCGACUGGUGGCUUACUCCAGCCUGCAGCAGGAGCCCACUGAAGCACUGGUGAACAAAUUGCAAAAGUAUCGAGAGAAAUUAUUCCGCGAACAGAACGAAUGCCUCAAGAACGAGAGAGUCAAAAUGAUUGAACUCCAGAUGGACAAAAUCAUCGAGGGGAAGAGGAGGAAGUUGUAUGGACUGGAGACGUCGAAGAAGAAAUUGAAGAAACCUCUGGAUAGAGACACGUCUGAGGCUAUCCAAAAAAUUGAUAUCAAUAGAGAUGAACUAUUUGCUCAGGAGGUGGAGAAAAUUAAUGACUUGGAACCAUCAGAACAGAUUGUUCAGACACACACAGCUUAUCCCUGGGCUGCGUCUGCAGAAAUCCCUCGAUCAGAGUGGAAAUAUCCCCUGACCCCAGAGGAUAAAUUCAAAUGCAGAGUAUUCAGGGAUCUGUGGUCCAAGGGACUGUACGUGACUGGCGGGGAAAAAUUCGGUGGAGACUUCCUCGCAUAUGCAGGUGACCCCAUAAUGUUUCACUCGCAAUUCGUCGUCUACUGCAGAAGACGAGACGAGGAAAUGACGAUUGCUGAUUUGACUGGGCAUUGUCGUCUCUCAACAACUGUCAGAAAGACUUGUGUUUUCGCUUAUUUGUCCGAGGACGAGAGGAAGAUUCGUUAUCAGUCCUUCUUCUGGGAGAAUGCAGCUGCCAACCCAUUUUGACUUUGAUAAAUCAUCAAAAUUAUUCACGAAACUAAUUAAUUAAUUAACGAUACAGUUUAAAUGAUAUAAUUCUAAGUUGAUAAUUUCUUUAUCAAGUUUUCAUUCAACUGAUAAUUGAAUCAUCCAAAAUUAUGUGCGAGUAACUUUAAGUUGAUAGUUUUGAUAAUGAAUUGAAAAUAUUAAAGGAAUAAAGAAGCGACUGGAAUUUA
Diachasma alloeum is the source of this 1680-nucleotide messenger RNA. It is a transcript of the gene Tsen34, whose product is annotated as tRNA-splicing endonuclease subunit Sen34. Gene Ontology annotation, cellular component: tRNA-intron endonuclease complex. Bases 518 to 1471 code for a protein of 317 amino acids. Gene Ontology annotation, molecular function: tRNA-intron lyase activity; nucleic acid binding. Gene Ontology annotation, biological process: tRNA-type intron splice site recognition and cleavage; tRNA splicing, via endonucleolytic cleavage and ligation. The record is from RefSeq and is a predicted model, not a curated record. Lineage: Eukaryota; Metazoa; Arthropoda; Insecta; Hymenoptera; Braconidae. The transcript is spliced from 6 exons.